AUGGCGAGGUUCCCUUGUUAUAAAAACGAGGAAACACUGAUUUCCAUUCUCGCCGGUAUUAACACCAGCGCACUGCCUCGGUGCAAUACAACGCGGGCGGCAGAGUCCUUGAGCGGGCAGCGCCGCAUCCUGCGCGGCCGCAGCAGCUGUUCGGCACGGCGAGCGUGUCCGGCGCCGCGACGCCGGGCGCCGGUCGAUAGCGGCCGCUGCCGGUGCUGCCGGCGGCGCGUCGCGCAGGUCGGGGCCGGCAGUGGCAGACGGCAGACGGCAGACGGCAGACGUAGGCGCCCGCCGGCGACGCCAGCACCGCACCGCGCCGCCACGCACCACGCCCAGCUGCCGCUGGAUGGAGCCGUGAGGAUGCCAGCAGACAAGAUGUUCCCCGGGCUGGUGCUGCCGCCAAAGGCCCUGGAAGCCGACGAUGACAUCGCGGUCGGCAAGGCGGCCGUGGCUAAGCACGCGCCUCUGGCCGCGUGCGAGGACGACGACACCGGGAAGGUGUGCAGCGCGCUGCCCCCUCCGCCCCCACAGCCGCCGCCCCCGCAGUUGCCGCCAGAGUGGCAGCGCCGCGCCCAGGAGGAGCUCAACGAGCGCCCAGACACCUUACGCCAGGACAUAGACACCUUCCGCAACAUGGUCGUCGCUGAAAAAAAUCUCCACGUUCGCACAGACGACGACUUCCUGCUGAGGUUCCUGAGGGCCAGGAAAUUUAACUGCGCCAAAGCCUUCCACAUGUUGCAGCGGUACUACGUGAUGAAGCUGCGCUGCCCGGAGCUGUUCCGCGUGCCGCGGCCCUCGGAGAAGAGGCACAUACUCGAGAUGCAGGUGCAGAACAUGCUGGACGACCGCGACGGCUACGGACGCAGGGUCUACAUCUUCAGGGUCGAGCGAUGCGACGCAGCACAGGUGAGCAUAGAGGACAUCUUCCGCACGAACGUGCUGGCUUUGGAGCAGAUCGUCCAGGAGCCAGAGACACAGGUGGCCGGCCUCACCGUACUGGUCGACAUGAACGGCUUCGGACUGCAGCACGCCAAGUUCCUCUCGCCCUACUACGCACGGCGCACGGUCGAGGUCAUACAGGAAACAUUUCCACUACGUUUCAAAGGAUUCCAUGUCAUAAACCAGCCAUUCUACUUUGAUGCUGUAUUUGCAGUUCUGAAACCUUUCCUCAAAGACAAGAUACGGAGAAGGAUUUACUUGCAUGGACGCGAUCUAAAUUCACUCCAUGCUUUCAUUAGUCCUGAUAUCCUGCCACAAGAAUAUGGUGGUCAAAAACCACCAUUUGAUAAUCAAGCAUGGAGAAUGAAGCUAUUGGCAAAUGAAGAUAAGUUUGUUGAACUGGAGACUUAUGGUUACAAGGUGGAUGAAUUACCGGUACCUGAAGAGAAUGAUUUUGACAGUUAAUGAUGCAUGCCUACUAGUUAUAUUAAAUAAAGAUUUGUUGUUUACAAAACAGGAGCUGCACUUUGCUUGUGUACCAUAUAGUGCUAUGCCUGUAUGGUUUUUGCAUGUACAGUAAAUACCAUUCUCACUGCAGGUAUAAACACCACAAGUGUGUAUAUUUUAUUCUGUACUAUAAAAGAAUGAACACUAUAUCUAAUAAUUCCCAGUGGCACAUUAUUGUGAUGGCUGAGUAUAUUCUUCAUUCUGACCAAUAAACUAUUAGUCAUAUGUGCCAUAAAAAGUACUAGAAAGUGAAUGCAAAAUGAGGAUGCAGUGGUGGAAUGAAAAAGAUGUAAAACGGAUUUUUUUGCUGACGAUUAAACGAAUUGACAACAUUUCUGCAAGUAUUUUUUUAUCUCAGAAAAGAAGACAACAAAAGAUAAGCCAGAAAAAAGAUAAACUCAUAUUUGAAAAGAAAUUCCUGUUGGAUGAAAAGGGAAGUCAAAGAUUAGGGAAUGUGCUAUAUUUAAAGCCCACAAAGUUACCUUCCUAUUACAAUAUCUUCAUGUGUUGCUUUUAUUGAUCACCUUUUAUUUCUACUUCUUUAAAACAUCUCUCAGUUCUAAGUGUCUUCUCCCUUUUAUUACACCUUCUACGUGUUUUUUUCUCUUUUUUCUUUUCUUUUUUUUCACUUCUCUGAAGAAUUCCCAUUUACUGGCAAAAAACCCAAAAGUUGGAACAUUUAUUUUGUCUGGUACAAGUGUUGUCUGUACUUCCAUGUGUUUAUUCCCAUUGAUCAGUAGCUUCUUUUCUUUAUUUCUAAUUUUUUUUAACUCCUAAAAAUAUUUAUACACUCUAGUUAGAGUCAAGGGAUAUUUCAGACAAAUUUGUUUUUUCAAAUCCUAUGUUCAUAUGUCCAUAACUUACCAUUAUAUCAGAGAAAUUAUAUGGAAAUAAGUGCUAUAUUUGGUAAUGUAGUUUACCAGUCCUAUGUUACACAGAUAUGUAAUUGUCAAUUUAUUUCUGCAAAACUUCAACACUAAGAAAUUUAAGUUGAUAAAGAUCAAACAAUGAAAACACCAGGAGGAAAUGUCAAUAAUAUAAGGAAAAUUAUUUGCAGACAGGCAGAUCUCUGGCAGCUUGGACCAGAGCUGCUGCAGAUGGUGGUCGUGUGUGUGAGAUGUGCUUACUUGUAUAUUUUCUUUUCUGGAGAAGGCUCUGGCCAAAAGCUAAAUGUCUAACUGUCUGUUUGUUGCGACUAUCUGCAACUCAAGUUAAUGCAAGUCUUAUUUAUUGUCAAAACCCGACAGAAAUCAAAAAAACAUUAAUUGCAGACCUUGCAUUUAUGGCUGACUGGUAACAACAUUUUAUUGUUUUACAAAACUUGAUUAUUACAAAUGUUCUGACUAGUUGUACUACAAAGCCAAAGAAAAUGGGUAUGCAUUUGUUCCCAUGACCUAAGAGGAAUAUGAAUAUUUGUACUCAUUAUACUGUGUUGGAAAGACACAUAGACCAACUGGACCUUUUGAAUCAUCACUGCAGUUCUUUAUACAGUAUUUACUCAUCAGCAUUCCUUUCACCCCAAACAGAGAAUUACAUGCUACAAUUCACAGAGAUACAAAAUCCAUUUAAUAUAAGCAGCUUAUGAUUUACUGCAUCUUUUUUGAGAUGAGGAAUAUGAGUUCUUUUAUCUAUCUGCUGUUUAUUCUCUGCUAGGUAACUGCGGUCAACAAGAGAAGUAAAAUUACAGUUCUCUUCCUUAAACAGAAUCUUAUUCCUACACUUAUUUUCAACUCAAAAUUGUAUUAAAAUUUACAAAAAAUCUUAUUUCAUAUUAACCUUUGUUAAUCAGUGAACUAUAAGUAUCACACCACAUUAAUGUGUAACAUGAGGUACAAAAACAUCUCCAUCAUGUGGCAGAAUAUAUGUUGUACUAAUAUCUGUAAGUAGACUCCUAUAUAAGCUUGAAUAAUAGCUCUUCCAUUUGUGUGUUAUAUUCAUCUAGUUGGUGGUUUUUGUUCUCAGUGUGCUGUUAAAAUGUGCUUGCAUUUCCUAAAUCAAAGAACUAUAAAAUAUAUGUGGUAAUAAUUGAUAUACAUGUAACUUUAACAGAAUAGCUGUCCAAGCUAUAUACAGUGACACUACAGUAUUUUUGGACUUGUUAUUUUUACUCUGUGUGUAUUUAUAAUAUGUAUAUAAAUGCUGUAUGUUGUAAUUUAGGUUAAAGUGAUGGGUGCUGGAUUAAGAAAGCAACUCACUUUUAUAAAAUAUGGCUGCAUCAGUGCUUACUGUGAGCUUGUGAAAUGCUUAACAUAUGACAGCUAUUGUUUAUAUUUGUAGGAAGUUAAAUAGCAAUGUCUCACAACAAACUCAUCUAAAUGAUAAAUGGAUGAUGAGCUGUGAGUCAAACAUUCCUAGUUAAUAUUCUCAAGUGCUUUGGAAUGUCAAAUGUCUGUGAUGCAACUGUGGUAUUGACCACAAAUUUCAAUGUAAAAUAUUUACUCGCUUAAGUGUAUGUGAUAACUACAUAUGAAAGCAUGGUUUCAGCAUCGAUAUAAUGCACAUAAUGUAUUACCAAUACUGUGUUUCAAACUCUUAUGAGUAAUAUUAGCCUCUGUCUUCUAGAAAGAUCUUAACACGUCUUUCUCCUGACUCGCUUACUUUUUAUACUUCAUAUGAGUAUUCACAAUACUUUCAUUCAUUCUAUGAGACUCUGACAUCAUGUAACCUUCCGUUGCAGUUGGUUUUAUAAGCUAACAAUAUUAUUUUUGUAUAUAGACAUCACUUUAAUACUGUUCAUAUGAAUAAAACAUAAUGGAAAAUCA
Messenger RNA from Schistocerca gregaria, 4208 nucleotides. Its product is annotated as clavesin-2-like. The transcript has 9 exons. Gene Ontology annotation, cellular component: membrane. The coding region runs from base 1 to 1404 and encodes 467 amino acids. Gene Ontology annotation, molecular function: phosphatidylinositol bisphosphate binding. NCBI's taxonomy places the organism in Eukaryota, Metazoa, Arthropoda, Insecta, Orthoptera, Acrididae. The record is from RefSeq and is a predicted model, not a curated record.